CUGCCGGCUUCAACUGAAGAAGUAAACACUCCGAGUUCUGUUUCAAAGCUUAUUAUGAAUUUCAAAAAGAUCUUCCUCUUUAUUGGCCUUAUACUAGCAAUUAGUAUUGGUCACACUAAGGCUGAUUUUUGGAAAGACCUCGAGCGCGUUGGUCAACACGUACGGGAUGCCACAAAUCAGGUUCUUGACAUUGCUCAAAAGGGAGCAGAUGUGGCAGAAAAGUUUAAAGACAUAAACGAAAACAGUUCUUAAAUAACAAAAUACUUAUUAUUGUGAACUCGGUAAUAUAUAAAAUAAACAAGCUUGCAAACAAAAUUCAUGAUUUAA
Drosophila innubila is the source of this 327-nucleotide messenger RNA. Its product is annotated as cecropin-B-like. Gene Ontology annotation, cellular component: extracellular region. Bases 55 to 252 code for a protein of 65 amino acids. Gene Ontology annotation, biological process: antibacterial humoral response; defense response to Gram-positive bacterium; defense response to Gram-negative bacterium. Lineage: Eukaryota; Metazoa; Arthropoda; Insecta; Diptera; Drosophilidae. The transcript is spliced from 2 exons. The record is from RefSeq and is a predicted model, not a curated record.